Molecule: messenger RNA, 7191 nt
Organism: Sphaeramia orbicularis (orbiculate cardinalfish)
Lineage: Eukaryota; Metazoa; Chordata; Actinopteri; Kurtiformes; Apogonidae
Exons: 4
Coding region: 284-5353 (1689 amino acids)
Source: RefSeq, a predicted model, not a curated record
UUUUCCAGACCUGUUUUGUAAAAGGAAACACUCAGGAGUCGGAGCGCCAUGAGGAAUCAGGAGAGGAUUCUCAGCCUGCGUCAUGUCUAAUUGUGCCUGAAUUGUGAAAUCCUACAUUAUACUUGAUGCCAUCCAGAUGCCGAAGAGAUGAAAUGUGAAAAUGCAUUGGAGGAUGUUUUGAUUCAUCAUGCUGUACCAGGUACUUCUUGUACUCUAUCCAACACAAGUGAUACACACUGAAAGGCCUCAGUAGUGAAAAGGAAGAAAUCGAAGAUCAAGACGGAUGGAUGGCGACACCUGUAACAUGAUGGACAAAAAGAUGAUGGAUCCCAGCACAUUAUGGCAGUGGCGCAUUAGGCAUGUAAAGAAACACUCAAAAUGUUCAGAUCCAUUUAACCACAGUCAUGUAAUAGGAGUGGACUUUGAUGUUGGAUCUAACAAAGGUAGAAAAGUGGACUUAAAAUUAGUGACUAAUGGAGUCAUAAUUGAAAUCUGUGACUUCGCUAAAACAGUAACCAGGGGUAAAAAGCAUUUUAUUGCCAACAUUUUGGAGAAUAAUUUUGAUCUUGGGUUGGAAAAUGAACAGCAGCGUGUUGAUUUUACAAAUGAAUUAGCAUACAGAGUCGAAGACCUACUCAGAAAACCUUCAACAGACAAGCAUGAGGUUUUUACUCUGUUUGACACCCCAGACUGUGAUGGCAACAACAAAAAUGGACUGAACAUGGAAGGCCUCUCGGAAGAGAUGGGUGAAGUACACGUUGAAGACAUUAAACAUCAGACUAGAGUCCAAUGCUCAGAGGAACAUUCAGACGAUCUACAAGAGGAUGUUCUGGUCUCCAUGUUCCCUUAUUGUGACAAAAUUGGUCUGAACUUUGGAAUUGAAACAAAACAAAAUCUAGAUCAAGGUUUGUUGACAAAGGGUGUGAUGUUAGAGGUAGCACAUUUAGCUAAAGUCCUUUGCGGAUCCUACGGUGCAAUCAUUUUGAAGGUGCUAGAACACAACUUUGAAGUCGACCUUAGAGGUCAGGAGGAAAAGAAUCAGGUUUUGUUCAGCAUAACAGCCCUGACGAAACGGACAAAACGACUUAUGGUUAGUAUUAACCAAGUAAUUUCAACAUUUAGAAAUGAGCAAUUUCCAUUUCACACAAUGGUUCAAGGAUGUGAUUUGUUCAAUAACGAUGCUCAACAGAGUCACCUUGACGAAGUAACAAAAAGAACGUUGGAGUUAAACAGUAAAAAGCAAAAGAGAUCUCUUGAAGACACAGAUGAGUCAGUGUCCAAGAGGUGCAGGAGAGAACAAUCGGAACACAUGGUUCCUCAUCACGCUGAUUUAGAUACUUUUCAGAUAUCAGAUGGUGACUCCUUAACAUGGCUUUUAGAAGAGUAUAAUCGAGAUAUAAAAAGAGAAAUGGAUUCAAACAAUGCAGAGGAUCAGGAUGUAUGUAAAGAAAUAUUUGGAAAAUCUGAGUCAAGUUGUGAUAAUAUUCAAAACCCAUUUCUGACUACUGGCAAUUCAUGUUCAAGGUUACCAUCUGGAAGUCCACCACUUGCAAGUUACCUGAAUGAAAUGAAACAAUGUGUAGCUCAAGAACUAACACAUACCUCAACCAACAUGCAUAAUGUGUGGGACAUGGGAAAAAAGAAUAUUGAAACCACCGUGUCAACCAAACACGAAGAGAAGGCUCUUUUAGUCAGUGAUGAGCCAGUAUCUAAAAGGCGCCGAAGAGAACAGUCUGGACAUAGGGAUCAUCAUGGCACUGAUGUUGGUUCCUGUCAAAUAACACCAGCUGACUACUCUUACAUAUCUCCACUUACUGAGCCUGAUCUAGACUCAGAUGGAGAAACAGAUUCAUGGAAUGUCGACAGUCAGGAUGAAAAAGACCUGGUAAAUUCUCUCAGCCCUGAAGUACCUAAAGAAUCUGAGUCAAGUUGUGCUGAUUUUCACAGGCCUUUUCUUUCCACCACUGACAGUCCAUCAAAUUCAUCAUCUGUAAACGCUCCACCUGGAGGUUACACUGAUGACAAGAAAUCUAAUGAAGGCUGUGAGCAGACACACAGACUUAGAAACAUUUAUAAUGGGUGUGAUAUUGACCAGGAGGAAAUUAAAACAGAAGACAAUCUCUGGAAGAUGCGUGGCAACAGAGUGAAACACAUCCUCUGUAACGAAGAAUACUGUCUUUUCACCUAUUCCAGAAAAGCUGGAGUAGAUUACAAUGUUGGGUUUGGCCCAAAGCAAAACCUCAGUAUUGACUGUUUGUGCAUGUCAAGUGUGCUUGAAGCUGCGAAAUUUGCCAUAGCAAUGAAUUGUUCCCAACAGGAUUUCAUCAUGGAAAUUUUUGAGCAUAACUUUGAUCUCCACCUAGAAAAUGAUUCUGACCGGAGGGCUUUCGCAUAUGAAACUAUGAAUAGACUAAGACAACUGAGAAACAGUGACACCAUGUCCAAGUUCUCAAAAGAGACUUUUGAACUACCUCUUCCCAAUGCCUCAGUCAAACAGGCAAAUAAGAACACGAGCAGUACCAGUGUUGUGCUCAGUAGUGCUUCUAUUGAGGAAGAGUACAGUUCUCAAGAGUGCUCUCAGAAUUCACAUCCUGAAGCUAAAGUAAUUGUCUCAGAGGAAAACAUGGAUCCUUAUCCUUACUGCAAGGAAAUAGGUUUGAAGUUGUGUGUGAACAAGAGCCAACCUGUAAAACUGGAUGUAAACACCCUGACCAAUGGAGCAAUAUGUGAAGUGGCCAACUUUGCAGACAAAUUAUGUGGAACAUUUGAACAGAUUUUUCUUGAUGUCUUCAAACACAACUUUGAUCUUGAUAACCAAAGUUAUCAUUCUGACCUUGCCAAAAAUAUUUUCAUGCAAAUUCCUCUCAUUGUAGAGCUAAAGAACUUAACAGUGUGCCGCAUGAAAAAGACCAUUAACCUGCGUUUGGUAGACAGAUUAAUAGAUCCAAGACUCCAGUACCAAAACAGCACAAAUGUAGAUGUAUGCACCAGUGGUUCUUCCCAGGCUCCAGCCGUGAACCAAAAUGUCAGUGGCUCAGCUGAAAUUGAACUGCAAAAUGAACCCAGCAAAGAUAAAGAACUGUGGAAACUGCGUGCUAAUAAAGUCAAGCAGAUCCUAUCAAUGCCUCACGAUGAACACUGUCCGCUCUAUUCCUAUUCCAGAUGCAAGAAAAUAGGCAUGGACUUCAAUAUAGGGUCUGGAGUAAAGCAAAAUCUUGAUGCAAAAUUACUGACCAAUGGGAUUAUGGUUGCCCUUAACACUUUUGCCGAAGCUCUGCAUAGAGCGACAGAUUAUUUUAUUACAGAGAUACUGGAGUAUAAUUUUCAUCUUGAUUUGAAGAGUGAGCAGUAUCGUAGAGCCUUUGAACUAAAAACUAUUAAAAACGUUAGAACCAUUAAAAGCAAAAGGAAGAAAUUAUAUGGCUUUCGAAGUAAAAUGCUGUUUGAGCUUCCGGACGUAAAGUGCUUGAAGAUAUACCAUGCGAAAAGUACAUUUUGCCCCAAAUGCUAUCAAAACAGAAAUCAAAAGCCUGGGAAGGAUGCCUCUGUUCCUGGCUCCAUGCACACUCAACCAUAUGCCAUGAUUGAAACUGCUUCUGCUGACAGCUCAUCACAAAGGCUGUUUGUCAGCCCAGCAGUAGAGAAAGCCAUAAUGGAUUGUUAUCCAUAUUGCAAAGAAAUAGGUUUAAGCCUGUGCGUGAACAAAAAUAAGCCAAGGGAGAAACUAUCUGAGCAUGUCUUGACACGAAGAGUUGUUGACGAAGUAUAUAAGUUUGCCACAAAGCUGUGUGGGGCAUCAAAAAAUAAAAUUAUUGACGAUAUCAUUGAGCAUAACUUCAAUAUUUCAGCAGAGAUGAAUCUUGCACAUCAGUUCAGCACGAAGUUGUCGCUGUACGAUGGACGGUUGGGUUGGCUAAAUGAGGUGUCUGUUUUUAAGCCAGUUUCUCAAAAAGAUGCACAAACUCCGAAAAGGGUAACACAUGAAAGGAAGAAAACAAAAGAAAGGCCUAUGGCACUGCAAAACAAGAUGGAAAGUGCUACCACCAACAUUUGUAACGGAUGUGAUAUGGAACCGGAGGAAAUUGAAACUGAGGACAACAUGUGGAAGAUGCGUGCGAAGCGAGUUAAAAACAUCCUGUCUGAGAUGGCUCGUGAAUUUUGGGAUUUCACCAUGUCCAGAAUUACUAACCUAGAGUUAAAUAUUGGCUUUGGCGCAAAGAAAAACUUCAGUUUUGACUGUCUGACGAAUACACUGAUACUUGAAGUUGCUAAAUUUGUCAUAGCAAUGAAUUCCUCCCAGCAGGAUUUCAUCAUGGAGAUUCUUGAGAAUAACUUUGAUCUCAAUUUGGUAAAUGAUUCGGACAGGAGUGCUUUUGCUUGUGAAACUAUGAUAAGAGUAAGACAGCUACAAAACAGUGAGGAUAUCAUCCAGUUCUCAAAAGAGCUUUUUGAACUCCCUCUUCCCAUGCUAUCAAACCAUAUUACAAAUGAGAGCAUGGGAAGUGUCAGUGCCGAACUCACCACUGUUUCAGGGAAGACAGAGUGUAAUUCUAAAGACUGCUCUCAAGAUUCACACCCUGAAGCUAAAGAAAAUGUUUCAGAGAAAAGUGACAAUCCAUAUCCUUUCUGCAAGGAAAUUGGUUUGAAGAUGUUUGUAAACAGGAGCCAGCCCGUAAAACUGGAUGUUAAUACACUGACCAAUGGAGCAAUGGCUGAAGUGGCCAACUUUGCAGAGAAGUUGUGUGGAACAUUUGAACAGAUUUUUCUUGAUGUCCUCAGACACAACUUUAAUCUGGAGAGCCAAAAUGAUUAUUCUGACCUUGUCAAGAAUAUUCUCUUACACAUACCACUCAUAGUAGAGCAAAAGAGCUUUUCCCUGUUUGCAAAAACAUUCAGCAGUAAAAUGAUGCACUCCAAAAAGCCAAUACUGCCACAACUAGUUUCCCCAAGCAUAGAUGUUGAUAUAUUUAGCAGUGCUUCCUCCCAAACUCCUGCCAUGAACCACAAUGUUGGCAGCUCCAUUGAAACUGAGCAACAAAAUGAACCCAGUGAAGAUAAAGAACUGUGGAAGUUACGUGCUGAUUAUGUUAAACAGAUCCUAUCAAUGCCUCAUGAACAUCACUGUCCACUUUAUCCCUAUCCCAGAUGCAAGAAAAUAGGCAUGGACUUCAAUUUAGCCUCUGGAGUAAAACCAAAUCUUGAUCCAAAAUUGCUGACCAACGGUCUUAUGGUUGAAAUAAAUACUUUUGCCACAGUACUGCAGUCAGCCAAACAGCAUUUUGUGACAGAGAUACUGGAGUAUAACUUUCACCUUAAUUUGAAAAAUGAGGAAUAUCGCAAAAGUUUUGGAUGACAAACUCUAUUAAAAAUGGAAGGAUCAUUUUCAAAUAAAAGAUGCAGUAAAAAAUAUGUGAACUUUAAAUUUCCUGACUCAAAGGAAGUAGAAGCAGCAUGUUAUUCUUGUGCUACGUAUUGCCCCAAAUGCUAUCGAACCACAAAUCAAAAGCCUGGUCAGGAUGAGCAUCUUUCAGGUUACAUGCACCAUCAGCAACCACAAGUUAUGCCUGAAACUACUUCAGCUGAAGCAAACUGCUCACCACAAAAGCCCUUUAUUUCCCCAGCAGUUGAGAAAAAAAUGCAAAAAAGUUAUCCUCUCUGCAUGGAAAUAGGUUUAAACCUGUGUGUGAACAAAGCCCAGCCAAAGGAGAAACUACCUGAGCGUUUGUUGACAUUUGGAGUUAUGGGUGAAGUAAUUCAAUUUGCAAAGAGAUUGUGUGGAAAAUCAAUAAAUACCAUUAUUAAUGAUGUCGUCAAGCAUUAUUUCAACAUAGUACCAAGCAAAGAUGUGAAUCCAGCAUUGGUUUUCAAAAAACUGAUGGUACAAUCUAAUGGGCGCCUUGCUUGGCUCAAUGAAGUUUUCAUCCCGCAGGUCGUCCCUCCCAGAGUGCCAAAGAAAACACAAGUGGUAUCUGAUGAGCAGAGAAACAACAGGAAGUUAAGAACCAAGGAAAUGAUGCUGGCACUACAAACAAAGAAGGACAGUUCCUUUAUGUCAAGUGAAAAUUUGUGUGCCAAAAUAAAAGAAAACCAGAAUGUGUUGGUUGAAUUACCAUUUGUCUUCAAAUCCAAGGCUGAGGAAAAGGGACAAAAGCACAAAAGAGACAAGGGAAAUCCAAUCUCUUCUCUUGACAAUAACGACAACACAGUGUCCUCAACAGACCAUGGUAGGACCCAGGGGCAUGCACAGAUUAAAGAGGAGACUUAUGAUCCACAUUAUAGGGAUGUAGGUCCAGACACUGGGCAGAUAUAUCAUCCACACUACGAGAAUGUGAAAAUGGACUUGAAACCAGAAGUUGUUCAGUCCUCUGUUGCACGUAAACCACCACCUUCCAGAGCACAUGCUUGGGUAACAGUGUGUCCAAACACUGGAAGCGGUCUAAAGACAGAACCAAGCCCUCGAAUUCUUAAUUUUUACAGCCUGGCUCAACCAGUGGGAUUACAGGGAUGCACAAUGGAAUCCCAAGGAUGCUCCAUGAUGACAAUAUGUCAAAACUAUGAGAUCAAUACUGAGCAGCUGAGUGUGUCGGCUGGAUCACAUGUUACUGUGCCAGUGUCUGAUUUAUGUCAUGAUAUAUCAACACAAACAGAAAAUCUGAUGGCCAUCAAAGAAGAAGAGGAUCUUUAAAGAUGUUAUGAUUACUCUCAAAUAUUAAAACUACUUCCAAUUGCCUUAAGUGCUGUGAAAACAGAGGAGAGAAUGUGUUUGACUUUAAGCUGCUUAAAAGUAUUUAUGGUGUUUAAUACGUAAUGUAUUGUUAAAAUGUUAAAGUUUUUAUAAUGUCAAGCAAAAAUACUCAAGGACUGCAAGAGAAAAUGGUCAGUGCUUCUGUUUUUGCUUGUUUGCUAUUGAUGCACAUGAAGAUUAUUUGACAUGAACCAUUUUUCCUUUGUAUUCUUUUUGUUUUUAUAUUAGCAGUUGUUUUCUUACUUGAGCUUCUGUUUUGCCUCAUUUUUGGUCUUUUACUGUUAUAAGUCAUCUGCUAUAAAUGUGUUCCACUGGAAAUGAAAAUGUAAAUUAGAGAGUAUGUAGUGAAUUGUAUAAAUUUUCCCUGAAAUGCUGCAUAUUUUGGUUGAUUUAGAAAAACAGAGCAAGAUCUCAAUUUUACUCUCUAUUAAAGUUUGAAAAUACUG